UUUUCCAAUCAAGGAAGCAUCUUGGUCUGAUACAAUGCUAAAAACACUGUGAGGUCACUGAAAUAUCAUAUAGAAAAUUUUCAGAUUGGAAGCAGUCAGGACCAUAGAGAUAGAAACAGGAGAAGGCAAUUAAAUUAUUAACCAUCCCUCAGAUUUCUUCUAGCAUGAUACACUCCUCUUGGCAAAAUACAGCAUUGAUGCAGCACAGGAUUCCAAACAAACUCAUUUUUUCAUCCUCUUUAUCAGAGACAGAUUUUUUUUUAAUAACUUUCUUUUGAAAUGGCAAGGUCCAGUCCCAAAAGGUUGGGCGCUGAGGUACGGAGAGGUUUUCCAGGAGCCCAGUGACUCCUGCCUGCUUUGGGUGCUGCUUCCUUUAGCUCCUGGCAGCAGCUCCUCAGGGGGUAGCUCUUCCCCGGACGGCUUUCCCUGGGCUUUCACAGCAGGGGGCAAAGGUGCUUGGGGAGGGAGAAUCCUGCCCCUACAGGAUCCCAACCCCCCUCGACACACACACGGUGACGAUUAGUUUCUUAUUUAAGAUGGUAAUUCCUGCAGGCUGGGAGUGGUUCGCUGCCCCCCGCUUUGCGGGUCUCCCCCCUUCUCGGGCUGCCGGGGCGGGGGAGAGGCUCCUGCCGCCGGCCCGAGGAGGGGGAGGAGGAAGAACAGCGUCUGCGGCUUCGCAGGGAAGUCGGUGAGAAAAGACGGACUCGUUUUACUGAGGGAGAGACGCAGCACCGCUUUAUCUCUCUUCACGUGUCUUCUCCCCCUGAUGGGGCUGAGCUGAACAAGCUCUCCUCUUGAAUCCUGUCAUAAGCACCACCGUGCGGGAACCGGGCUGGACUUGCCAGAGGCUGCAGCAACAGUCUGGGCGGCCCUGAGCAGAAGCGACGAGUUCUGCCCUCUUCUCUGGGAUGAUUUAAAGAUAAAAUAAGCUGCUCUCUUAACAACCGGUUUAUCAGUCAUGAAACGAAUUCUUCUGGUUUUUAUCCUGGCUGCUGCUGUUAUGUAUGGUAUCCUGCAUGGAAAUCUGUGGAGAAAUAACUUCUACUGGAUUAGCUUUUAUGGACAGACUUCCUCUGUGAGGGCUUCUCCUUCCUAUGUGACUAGUGGAGUUACAAUCAGUUACAAUGAGCUGCCACCUACGGCUGUAGAGAGGAGGAAUGCAUUGGACACUUGUCUCCUGAAACCAGCAUUUGAAUCUUUACUGGGUGUUGACAAAAUAUACCCGUUCCUGUGCGCUAAUGAUUUUAUCAGAGUGGCAGGAUUCCAAGGGAGCAAUAAGUUUGAAUUACCUUAUGGAAUAAAGAGAGCAGAGCAAUUUUUUCGUUUAGCCCUUUCAAGACUGCAGAACUGUGGCCUUCCCAGUGAAGAAGACAGCAUUGCCUGUCGACGGUGUGUUGUGGUUGGUAAUGGAGGAGUACUUCGAAAUAAGACAUUAGGGGAGAAAAUUGACUCAUAUGAUGUCAUAAUAAGAAUGAAUAAUGGCCCUGUGAUAGGGUACGAAGAGGAUGUUGGGAGGAGGACGACUUUCCGCCUUUCUUACCCGGAAUCCAUCUUCUCAGAUCCCAUCCACUACGACCCUAACACCACUGUUGUUCUCAUUGUCUUCAAACCACGGGACUUGAAGUGGCUUUGGGAGAUACUUGGUGGUCAGAAGAUAAGUGCGAAGGGCUUUUGGAAGAAACCGGCUCUGAAUAUGAUCUACAAAUCGAGUCAAAUCAGGAUUCUUGAUCCCAGCAUCACCAGGAAAACUGCUUAUGAGUGGCUUCAUUUCCCAACAAGGUUUCCUAAGAAGGAGAAACCCAAGCAUCCAACAACGGGGUUAAUUGCCAUUACACUGGCAUUUCACAUAUGCCACGAAGUCCACCUGGCAGGCUUCAAGUACGACUUCACUGACAGAAAUAGUUCUUUGCACUACUAUGGCAAUGAAACCAUGUCUCAGAUGAUGCAGAAUGAAUACCACAACAUCACUGCUGAGCAGAAAUUUUUGAAGAAGCUUAUAGACAAGAACUUUGUGGUCAAUUUGACGUGAAAGCUGAAUGGAAAACACAAAGAACAAUCACUAUUUUCAAGAUUUGAUAAAUUUUUAUUUUUUGUAUGACAUUUUUAUUUUUUAAGUGCAGCAUAACUGUUUACUGUUUAAAGGAGCCCAGAAACCUCAUCAAGGCAAAAGCUUCUAUGCCUGAGGAUAAUGGACUGUUGCAAACAGAGUUAAAUGAAUUUCUGUGAAGCUAUUUAAUAGUGGGAAAACCAUGAAACUUUCAAUUGAAAGUAUCAGGGAUAUAUAAAAACGUGAUGCACAUCACUUACUUACCAGUGAGAACUCUUCUCAAAUGGUUAAUUCUCUGGAAUACUUUUGUUUCUGAUGUUGUCCUCCAAAAGAGUUCCACUGUCAAGAGACUGAGAUGACCAGUGUUCAAUCAGUAGGUGGAUGUAAAGUCAUGAAUAUCUGUCUUGUAUGAAAAUGGCUUUAAAACUAUGCAUCAAAAUCAUUACUGUGAUUGGAGAAGGGGGAACAUAACAGACUGUGCAGGUCUUGUUCUGCCAUACUCCUGAGGAGAGGAUGUCCACCUUCAGCCAAGCAGCCACAGCUUCUGCACUGACCAUCACCUCUGAGCUUCUGUCUGCCUCUGCCGAAGUUGAAGACCCUUGGUCCAAUUUGUGGAGAUGUUGGUGUUGACAUUGCUUGUGUUGUACCCAUUUUAUGGAAAAACCAUACUCCCUGUGCUGUGCAUCCAGUAAAUUCUACACUUGCUGACUUGACUUAAAAAGAGGGAAUAUGAAGACUGAAGAGCUGUCCGAACUUCCUGCGUGUCAGCUCCCAGACCACAGCAGAAACACAAGCUUGGACAAAGAUGUUCAUGCCUGAGUUUAGAGUCAAUGUUUGUUGGAGUCCUAGUUCUCCAUGACAGGAUCUCAUGUAUUUUUUUGUUUGCUCCUCAAAAACAGGUGGAUUUUUCCAAACAAGGACAACCUCCUUCCUCAGAUGCUGUAAUACAUCAAUACAAACAAGGAAUACUCCCAUUUUUGGCAGCAGAGUGUGGUAGGGAGUAUCCAGGAUGUACCUCAGCUGAAUUAUCAUUUGGCAUCUGUUUACCUCUUUUGUCUUGAUAUUUAAGUUUCAAGUGCGUGGCUGAACUAAAUCAUUUAGUAAUGGGAACUUGAUUGACAUUUUAAUUGAAACAUUUAAUGGGAUGUCUGUUUCCUGUAUUGGUUUGUCUCUGACAAGCUUGUGAAUAAAUUAAAUCUUCCUGGGAAGGUGCCUGACAACUGUCAAAGAACAACAGUAUGCUGUUCCAGUUCUCUCACAGGACACCUGUGUAAAGUUUUUAUUUUAAUUAUGGCAGAAUUCCUUGAAGAUCUUGUGGUUAUCUUUAGCAAUCAUACCUUAAGAAGGCAAAAAUAAGUCCACUUAAAAAAAGUCUUUGAAGUUGGUAGGAAUACCAUUGUUGCUUUUAAAUAAAAUUAUAUAGAGGGUACAUUUAGGAAUAAUGCAAACAAUUGCGAUA
Molecule: messenger RNA, 3506 nt
Organism: Poecile atricapillus (Black-capped chickadee)
Lineage: Eukaryota; Metazoa; Chordata; Aves; Passeriformes; Paridae
Gene: ST3GAL6
Product: ST3 beta-galactoside alpha-2,3-sialyltransferase 6
Exons: 12
Coding region: 959-2029 (356 amino acids)
Biological process (GO): glycolipid biosynthetic process
Molecular function (GO): beta-galactoside alpha-2,3-sialyltransferase activity
Source: RefSeq, a predicted model, not a curated record